Molecule: messenger RNA, 927 nt
Organism: Pocillopora verrucosa
Lineage: Eukaryota; Metazoa; Cnidaria; Anthozoa; Scleractinia; Pocilloporidae
Product: allatostatin-A receptor-like
Biological process (GO): G protein-coupled receptor signaling pathway
Cellular component (GO): membrane
Molecular function (GO): G protein-coupled receptor activity
Source: RefSeq, a predicted model, not a curated record
AUGUCGCUGAAAGAUUCAAUAGCUUUUGAAGUUAUUACGCCAGUUAUAUUAUUGGCAGGGUUAACGGGAAAUCUAUUCAUCUGUUGCCUCAUCAUCACAAACAAAAAACUGAGGACUUCAUUCAAUUACCUUCUCCUCAAUUUAGCCAUAUCUGACAUAUUAUGCUUGCUAUUUGGAACCCUCUUCUACGCGGAACAAAUUCACAUUCGCUAUUUCAGCACCGGAAAAUUUUCGCCAACUGACCUCGAGGGAAUUGUAUGUAAAGUAACUUUGGUGGGUAUUCACUUCACCACGCAAAGUUCCGUUCUUACUCUGGCUGCUAUUUCGAAGGACAGAUUUUACGCCAUAGUUCAUCCGUGGAAGCAUAGGAGAGCUUCGAAAAAGAAGAACACCCGUAUUUUGAUUGCAGUAAUUUGGCUGGUAGGGGUAAUUACAUCUUUGCCGAUGAUGCUACUCGUAAUGAAAAUUCCGAACAAGUUUCAAGGAAAAUCCUUUCCGGUUUGCUUAACUUUUCUCUUGGAAACUGGAACUCACAGCUUUAAAAUCAAAGUAAUUGCUUUUAUCAAUCUCAUUGCUACAUACAUAAUACCGAUGGCGAUAAUACUGCGAAGUUCACUGGCUCUUAUAAAACAUCUAUGGUGCCAUUGCUCGCAGCAGGAGGGAGAGCAAAUUCUCCUCAAAACGCGAAAACGUAUCACAAGAAUUUUGCUCAGCGUUAUUGUUGCUUUCAACGUAUUUUGGCUGCCAUGGGCAGUUGUAGGGGGUUCACUCUUAAUCGGUGCUGUACGAGAAAUCAAGGACAAAUCGAUGGUAAUUAUGUUAAGUUUGGUUUGGUCGAGUGCAAGCGUUAAUCCAAUUCUCUACUCUCUUCAAAGUCGAUCGUUUCGAAAAAUGGUUGGAAAAAUGCUUCGCUGUCACUCGGGUUGA